AUGACUGUGAAAAGUUUUGACGCCCCCGAACCAGCUCACGAAAGUGUUGUUGUUGAUGGGGUUCUACAAUGGCCUUCUACCGGGAUCAAUGUUCUGGUCGUCGGAGGUGGCCCAGCAGGCUACUUGACGGCCCUUGAGUGUUGGAGAAAGGGACACAACGUCAGCAUUCUAGAGAAGAGCGAGCAGAACUCGACAAUCGGCGACGUAUUAUUCAUUGGACCUUCAGCAUGGACCACGUUGAAAUACUACCCAACCCUGCUGAAGGACUACCACGAUCACUCAUGGGACAACUUCUGCUCCUUCCGCAGGCUUGAUGGUAGCCUCAUUGCGCCGCCACAAGAAUUCGAGUACAAUCGAUCCGAUGUUCCGCACCACGCCGCCUGGCCCCUGAGAGUGAGAGGCAUGGUCAGCCGUCCAGGGCUGAACGAGAUCUUUUAUCAGCAAUGUCGACGUCUAGGCAUCCCCGUAACAUUCGGCGUGAACAUCGUUGACUACACAGAAGACUCCAAUGGCGGGCUCGCGACCGCUGUCGCUGAUGAUGGACGUACAUUCACAGCGGAUGUUGUCGUUGCUGCUGAUGGCCUGGGCACCAAGUCGCACAAAGCCGUCAUGGGCGAGGUGAUCCGGGCUGUGUCGACAGGUUUUGUCAUCUGCCGCAUCUUCUACCGUCUGGACCCAGAGAAGAACGCUGCUCUGCAUCAAAAGCUCGCGGCACUCAAGAGGCCUGACAUGAGAGCCUAUUCAGGCGAUACUUUCCACUGUGUUGUGACGGCUGCCAGUGACGGCAUAGUUGUCGGCGUCACGAUGCCAGAUGAUGGCACGGCACAAGAGUCUUGGUCUCAGACUAUCACAAGUGAGGACUUUAUCAAGCAGCUUCCCAAAACUUCCGACACAGAGCAUUGGGACCCCUUGAUCAUUGAGGCCAUCCAAAACAUUCCCGAGGAUAGCAUCGUGAAGUGGAAGUUGUGCUGGCGAGACCCUCAGACUAAGUGGACAUCCCCUGGUGGACGUAUCAUACAGCUUGGAGAUAGUGCUCACGCCUUCAUUCCGUCUUCUACCUCCGGGGCCACUACUGCACUGGAAGAUGCCCAGUCGCUGCCCGAAUGUCUUCGGCUGGCAGGAAAGGCCAAUGUUGACAUCGGGACCAAGAUUCAUGAACUCUUACGCCUUCGCCGCGCAUCAAUCCUGCAACGCCUGGGUCAUGAAAACAGGCGCGAGAUGCAUCGCUUUGGAGGCAUGGAGGAAGUCAUGAAGCACGCACCCCCUGGUGGACCAAUGGGUCUUGGUAAAUGGAUCUGGACGCACAACGCCGAAGAAUACGCGACCAAAAAGUUUGCGGAAGCGCUCGCUCACCUGGAAAACGGUGCGCCGUUUGAACACACGAACCUUCCUGAAGGGCACAAGUGGGAGCCGUGGUCUAUGCAGGAAGAACUUGAGAAGGAGAAGCAGGGAAUUAACACGCCCGAGUUGAAGCUGAAUGGAGAUUGGGGUAUCUACUAG
Messenger RNA from Colletotrichum gloeosporioides, 1500 nucleotides. Its product is annotated as FAD-dependent monooxygenase fsr3. The coding region runs from base 1 to 1500 and encodes 499 amino acids. Gene Ontology annotation, molecular function: monooxygenase activity; FAD binding. The transcript is spliced from 5 exons. Gene Ontology annotation, biological process: secondary metabolite biosynthetic process. Lineage: Eukaryota; Fungi; Ascomycota; Sordariomycetes; Glomerellales; Glomerellaceae. The record is from RefSeq and is a predicted model, not a curated record.